UGCGGGCAAAACACGGAGCGGAGUGACAGGCGGCGAGGCCGAGCGAUGGAGGCGCUGGACAGCGAGAACAUGGACCCCCUUCAGUGGGACACCAAGCUCAGCGAGCUCAAUCUCUCAGCGGGCAGUUGCGAGGCUUUCUACGCCACGCACUUCACAGAGAUGUUGGAUGAGUUUUCCAAGGAUAUGCUGGGCCAUCUCUUCAACGAUCCUUUCCUUUCUGAUAAAAGUGAGCUGAUGGAUGCAGAGCUCUCACCCGCUCCACAUAUUCAGGCUGAACACAGCUACUCCCUAGCAGGUGACUCCCGACCGCAGUCUCCACUCACACAGCUCUCGACUGAAGAUGACUUUAGUGAAGAUAUGGAGUGUGAAUCCUGGUCAGUGAGCUCUGAUCUAAAGCCAAUCACACUGAAGCACGAAGCUCUCCUCUGUGAUAAUAACUGUCUUGCUCCUUCUGUCACCUUAACAACUGCGACAACAUCCACAGUGCUGGAUAUUACUCUCAACACGUACAAGGUGGACAUGUCCUCCGUGAAUGAAUCUGCCCUUGAUGCAGUUUCCAAUGCUCAGACUAACAGCGGCACACAGAAGGUUCUUCCAAAGAUUAAGUUGGAACCACAUGAGGUGGAUCAGUUCCUCAACCUGUCGCCAAAGGAAGGAGCAAAUAUUGUGCAACUACCACCAACCCCACCAAGUAGUCAUGGCAGCGAUUGUGAGGGUGGACAAAGCCCAACACGUUCUGUUCAGUCACCAGACCCUGUCGAGCCACAGUCCACUGGAAAGGUCAUAAUGCGUGCACCAUCUGCUUUGUCCAGCUCCCCUCUUCUCACUGCACCACAUAAACUGCAAGGAUCAUCAGGACCUUUGAUCCUGACAGAGGAGGAGAAACGCACACUGAUUGCUGAAGGAUACCCAGUUCCUGUAAAACUACCACUCACGAAAGCAGAAGAAAAAGCACUCAAGAAAAUACGAAGAAAAAUUAAGAACAAAAUCUCCGCUCAAGAGAGCAGAAGGAAGAAGAAAGAAUACAUGGAUACACUGGAGAAAAAGGUAGAAUCCUGUUCAAAUGAAAACAGUGAACUCCGUAAAAAGGUGGAAAAUCUGGAAAAAGCAAACAGGUCCUUGCUCCAGCAGCUACAGGGGCUCCAGGUUCUGGUGGCUGGGAAGGUGCCCAGAUCCUGCAAGAUGGCCAGUACACAAACCAGCACUUGUCUGAUGAUUGUGGUGCUGUGUUUUGCCAUUGCAUUGGGAGGUAUAAGUAACAAAUUCGACCCAUUCUCAUCUUCUGUGACAAAAACAGUUGUACCCGUUCAAGAUUCCACACAAGAAUCCUAUGCAGCCACUGUUCGCUCAAGACAUUUAUUAUUUUAUGAGGAGCGCCCUGGCUUUGAAGACGAGUUCAGUUCGGUGAUGUCGACAGAUGCCUGGGAGAAAUUAGCUGAAUCUGUCAGAGAAAGAGCACGACUGGCACAGUUCCUCACAGUCAGGGGCUCAACGCAGAAGCAGCAGGCACAGGAAGCAGUUGCACAUAUGCAACAGCCAGCAGAAGAAUAUAUAAUAGCUAAUGAAACGGGAACAGAAAAUUCAGUCCUUAUAGCGCUCCAGUCACAACGGGGCCUUCCCAGUGUAGGGAUUAAUGGAACUGCUGUGGAAAUUGACAGAAGAGUCAACACAACAUCAUAAAAACUAUAAGGUGGUUUUAAUCCUGAUGUACAAUGAAAGCAGUCCCUUUUUAUAAUACCCAACUCAGACUGCCCAUCAACCUUCCAGGAGAAGAUCAGAUACUUAGUGCAUUAUUUCCUGUUCUACUUCAACGCAAGCUUGUUUUUUAAUUUAUGUAAAUUAAUAUCUAUAUGUAUUGGAAAUUUGAGUCACAAAAUAUAUCUUUUCUGCAUAGAUAGUUCUUUAUAUCACACAGGCUGAGUCCAACAAGCCAUUUAUUUCAGGAUACUUAAGAUUUCAACAUUCAGCACCAGUCAAAGAGAUUAGUUUGAAUUCCAUUGAACUGAUAGAAAUGCACUGUCCAUUUGUCCUCCUUUGCUCUCCCUGAGGAGAGGGAGAGUUAACUUUUCAGUGACCACUCAUAAGGACUGAAAAAUGCAAUAAACAAGUUUUUUCUAGUUCUUAUGUAUGAUCAUUGACCUAAAACAUUAACUUUUUUCCCCUCUCUAUGGGUGUUGGCUGACCUGCUGUCUCCUUUUUUUUUCAGAUUUCAGCAACCACAAUAUUUUGAUUUUUCUCUCAUUUGUUCUAUUUAUUCUUUUGUACAAAUGAAAAUUCUUGCAUUACCAAAAAGUAGAAUCAUUUGGGACAUUAGCCCUUCAAUAGGCUCCAAUUGAAUUCUCCUGCCAUUCCUCACAGCUGAAGACUUGUAAGGCACCACCGCCUUCCCAGGCUUGCUGUGCCACUUCACAAGGAGGUCAACAACCUUAUCAUCAAAUUACCGAAUUUAUUAUUUGUAUCCUGCCUCUCGCAUAAAUUUGACAGCCUCAUUGAAGAACUGUGAGACAGCAAUGUCCCUACAAAUUUCAUCUCUGACCAGAACUAUCGACAUUAUCUUAUGAAUUAUUUCCCUCAUCAGGAGAAACACUAUUAAUCUCACUAGCCACUAUAUUCUCCAUAUAUGGAGAAGGGCUAAUGAGCCCUUUGGAGAUUGGUCAUCUUCACCACCUUCCAGUCAUUUCAUAGCUUUGGUUCCACAUUGCCUUCCUCCACUGCCAGGCAGCAGGUGUAACCCAUUGUCUUCUACAGCUGGGAACGUUUAAAUAACCUUUAUUAGUUUUGUUGCUAUGUAGCUUUAGCCUCCUCUUGGGUUUUAGCAAUUAUUUUUUUUACCAAGUUUUGCAUUUUGUAUUUUUUUUAUAUAGUAAAGAUCUGAAAACAAGUCUGCAUGCUUUUUUUUAUUCAGAUCUAGUCUUCUCUGAAAGAUCUAAUGUUAAGUUUUAUUGUCCAGACUUCCUGGAGCUUUGAUAUUGCGUGCCUCACUGUUCCUUUGAAGUAAAUCGUCGCUACCAGGCAAAGACUUGAGCUGUAAUCCAGUAAAGCAUUGGAAAGCCUCUGACACUUGAUGACUUUUACUGAAGGAACAGUAUUUCUUCCUAUCGUUUGAGCACAAUGCUUGACCAAAGAGAGUAUGUCUCACACACAAUUGGCCAAAUGGCUUCUGUGCUGUAAAGUUCUGCAAAUCAUUCCUGCCAUUAGAAGAUACCAGUGAGUUAUGAUACACUUUUCAAGCACUAUCGGUGACAACUUUUCGCUCCUAUCUAUAACACUAUGGAAGUCUUCUAAACUACAACCCACUCAAAAUUAUUGAAUCCAAGUUUUCAUUCAUUAUAUCUAUUUAUUUUGUUGCAAGUUUUUUUUUACUAAAUGGUAAACAGUCACUUUUUUUAUCAAUAAAAUGAAUGAUGUUUGACAAAAUGGAAAUGAGAGAUUAAAAAGCAGGUCCAAAUCUUCCAUCUAAAAUGCUUUGGUCUGUAAACGAGGCCAGCAACUAUAUACUACUUAAAUGAAAAUGAACUUCAAGUAAAAGAGUGAGCAUGAAGAUUUUCAGUUAUUCGAUUCACUUUGUAGUAGUGCUCAGUCCACAUACAUUAGGUACCAAAAGUCCCCAAUGAUAUUCACAUUUUUCUCUUCUAAUCUUAAUUUAGUAGGGCCAAUCUAUCCACUAUUCCCACAGAGGAAGAAUCGUACUACAAAUGUAGGGAAGCAUUAUAAGUGAAGUUUAACCAGAUCAGUUAUUUUCAUGGCUCAAUGACCUUUGGUGACUGAUCAUCAUAAGAUGUUGGGAAAACCACACAGUUAGAAUUACAGUUUGUCUGUUAUGGUGCACUUGACUCCAUAAAGGCAAAGUAUACUCAACUAGAUCUACCAAACUUAGUAGCAGCUUGCCUAGAACUAAGAUUUAGGAAACGCCAUAUGUGUGUUGGGAUACUGCUGAAGUUUAAUCAGCAAAAGCCAUGCACAGAAAAUUGCUAAUCUUCCCGCUGUGUGCCUGUCCCUGGCUCAGUUACUGGGUUGCCAAGGUUGUCGUUGAUGGUUGAUUUGAUUUCACUCUUUGAGUAACAUUUAAAUUCUGCAUGGGUUCAUCUUAGAACCAUCUUGAUUCCAAAGAGUUUUUGUUUAAUGUUUUAAUAGUUAUACAUCAGUAGUAUUAGAUAAAACUUCAACAAGUAUGAUUUACCUAUUUUAAACUCUGUAUUUAGCCAGAAUGGUCAAAGAAAGUUUAUUUUGUUUAUUUCACCUUUACCUUGUCAAUGCCUAUAUCGGACAAAUGUUGGAGAAAUCCACUCCAGGUUUUAUAGCCAGUUUUAGGAGACUUGCUCUUUUGCACAUAUUUUCAUGGACCAUUUUACGUCUGCGGUCAUAUUUUCCUUGUUUAAAAAUCAGACUUAUUAGAAAUUGGAAAUUGGUUAUAUACCAAAUGACCUCUGACUUCUUUCAUUUGGACAUCAGGACCUCGCCUUGGUUAGCUGCUUCUUUUUACUACUUUUAUCUUGCCUAUAGUUGAGUUGAACCGACCUAAAAUGAAUGAUAUUUUUGUCCUUAUUGGCAAUCUUGGGUAUAUUAAACAAAAACAUUUGGAUGGAAACAUUAAUAGGUCAAUUCUCUAGGAGAAACUAACUCUGAUUCUGAUGUGCAUCAAUUGGGAAUCAAUGGGAGAGUGGAAAGUGCUGACCAGUAAACUCUAGAGUAAGUCUCCAGUAAUCCAGCACCCCUGGAACUUUGGCAUCAGACAAGCAAAAUUUCCAGACUUUUGGAUGUUACUCCAAAUUAUACCCCAACACACUUUUAUUUUGCUGCUUUACAUGUUAAACACUAGUAUAGUAAAUUUUCCAGUGCAUCCGGUGCGUUUAAAGGGAGUGGGAAAUAUACCAGCACUGUGGACCCCGCUCCGCCCUCAAUCCUACCCUAGUUCCCGAUCCUGGCUCUGGCUGCGCACCUGGCUCACAUUCCAGACCCCAGCCCCACCAUACAUCCCACUUACACUCCAAACCAAUGAGUGAGCCAGGUGCUGAACCUUCAGGAUUUCAGCUGCUGAAUUAUCAGAGUCUUGCUGUAAUGCUUUUGAAAGAUACGAAUCCAGAUCAAGUUGGAGAGUACGUUCAGUGAAAUUACAAAUAUUUUUUUCCAAGCUCUGAUGGAAUGAUAUAUUCAUUCUUGGUAUUCUCUUCUAUUUAGCCUGACUGUCCUCUCUGACCUUGACUGGAGCUCUCCCAGACAGUUAAUCUUUGCUAUUGGGAGAAAAGUGAAACGUUAGCACUGUUUCUAUUUCUGAUAUGACUCUGCGCACCUCCCUCACACUCCUUGACAAGUUACAAGAAAAAUCUGAUAAUUUCACCCCGUUACAAGUUUGCUUAUUUUUAACUAUACUGCUGUGGUCCUUGCUGCUCUUAAUAUUUCUCUUUUUCCUCAAGGUAUUCAGAAAUGCCAUCUAAAAGGCGGCUCCCUCGCCUCACUGCCUCUUUCCCCCACACUAUAACCAUGCUGCAUUGAUCCCUUCGAGGGUCUCAUAUCUGCCGUGCUACUGACCUAAUCCACUACCUGGAAAGUUUGAAAGCACCCAACCUUUGUCUUUUUCCCCGUUUCCUCUUCCUUCUGACUUUAAUGUUGUGCUGUGGGCAAUGUGUCAAAUAGAAUCAAUAAAUCUGCACCUAUGUGGUUGCUCAUGUAUUACACGGUUUUUGAAUCGGACCUUGUGUUAAUUGACGAAGACUCCAUUCCAUUCGAAAUCCCCUCAUAAACUUGCAAACAAAAAAUCUGGAAUGCUCACCCGCUGAAACUGAUUCUGCAGAUUUUAAAAGUAAAGUUUUAAAGUAGAGAUUCUUCUGAGCGUAUUGGCAGUGUCGGAGUUGGGUAAAAGGCUCAGUCAGCUGCUUUUUCAGGACUGCUAAUGACUGAAGUCACAGUAUCUUGCAAUUUUUUUUAAAUGGGUUUUUAAAUUAUGAAAUUUAUACUGUACACAGCUGAAAGUAAAAUAUUUCUAGUACUUCGCUGCAAAGUGGAUUUAAGGAAAAAAAAUCCCAAAUCUAUUGAUGAACUGCGCAGAUCUUGAGAGGAGAAUGGAGCCCUCAGUGAGAUACCAUUGAAAGUUACGCCUUAAAUGUCUAGAAUUGUUUUCUGAAAUAGUGCUAUACUUUAAGCAGAGCCUCUCGUGAAUGAGCUUGAAAGAAGGUUCUUUAUUCUGGAACCAUCCAGUGCAUAAAACACCUGUGUUUGCUGUGCUAAACUCAUCUAAAUGCAUUUGUGUAGAUCUCCACUCUGGAUUUCUAGUUCUUUUUAGAUUAGUUCUGGAAACCCUUACAACUCAUUUUCAAUGUCAGAGCUCCAAGCCACCGAACUAACCUUACCCCCAAAUGCAUUAGUCAGGAAAUAAGUACGUCAGCAGUUUACUUCAGUAGUCAAAUAUAUAAAGCAAGAAUGUAAUAUGCACCAUAGAUUAUCAGCAGAUAAACAUGAUUGACCAUUAUUUUCUGUUUUUAUUUACAAUUUCCUUGCAUUUAGUCUUUGUAAUCCAUGAUACACACUGCUGCCAUUGACAUACACUACAGCCAUCCUGCUGAGUGCCAUUUUAACACAUUUGUUGGGAUGGAAGGAACAUAAUUUUCUGCACAAUGCCUACAACAUGUUCAAACGUUUCACAACGAUACAACCAGCUUAAAAAGCACAAAAUUUUUAAGCAACUGUUUUUCACAAGGAGAAUGUUCUGAGCAUAUAUUAAGUUAUCAGUCCCAGGAAGUACACUACACUAUAACCACUCAAUACUGAGAGGAUUAAAAUGGAACUGAUUGUUUGAUUUGGGCAGCUCACCAUUCCCUUUCUCGACUGUUGACAUGUUCUACAAAGCCCUAACUCCUUGACGUUUCAUUCAUACUUUCCAAGUGUCUCAAUGGAAGUACUUCUUGACAACUUUUAUUGUUCAUACACAGCAUGCAAGGAGCGCAAUUUGUUCAUUAACUGGUAAUCUGCACAUUCAAGUUGAUUAUGUGCUGCAACGCUGUACUAACUCAGUACAGAGAGUUUUAUCUCUAAACCCAAAACUAUAGUUCAACUUCAGUUAUAUGUAAAGAUGUUACCAGCUAUGAUCCUUAUCUAACAUCUAAUUGUAUUUAAACUGCAAUUCCUCAACCUAUUUCAAUGAAUGCAGGCAACAUAAUUCAAAUAAACCAAGGAACAGCGGUGUAAAUGUAUUAGGUCUAAAUUUACAAGUUAUUGAACAUGGGACCAAUGGGAUUUUCCUGCCUGUUGUGAUGGUUUAGAAUUUUCAGAGGAAAAGGUUGAACCAGUAUUGAAUUCCACAUUGCCUGACUGGCUGAACACGUAUAAUUUUAAUAUCCAUUUUUUUAUGCCUCUUGAUAUGAUGUAUGUGGAGUGCUAAUCAGAAUGCAUCAAGCAUUAUUCCUGCCUUUCUGGAGUAGAAAAGUUUAUAUUUUAUUCUAUACAGAAACAUUUUUUUUCAUUAAUAAUGACUGUCUUUAUACAUAUAAAUUGUAUGGUAUGCUUCUUUCCAUUGCAAAUAAAUAUUUUCCGUAGUAAAAUAA
Messenger RNA from Pristis pectinata (smalltooth sawfish), 7538 nucleotides. RefSeq names its product cyclic AMP-responsive element-binding protein 3-like protein 2. Gene Ontology annotation, molecular function: cAMP response element binding; DNA-binding transcription factor activity, RNA polymerase II-specific. Gene Ontology annotation, biological process: regulation of transcription by RNA polymerase II. The transcript has 12 exons. Lineage: Eukaryota; Metazoa; Chordata; Chondrichthyes; Rhinopristiformes; Pristidae. The record is from RefSeq and is a predicted model, not a curated record. The coding region runs from base 46 to 1680 and encodes 544 amino acids.